CACCGUCCCAUGCGUGUAUACCUUGACCACAUUCGGCACUCCGCCUUCUCGCUCUCAUCUCCCUUCGCAACACCGAGCAAGGCAAUACGCAUCGCAGCAGAAAGCCAGGUGGAAACGACAAGGAAAAGCAACGGAGAAGCGCCCACGUUGGUCAUGUCGACGACGACUUUGGCAGUAGUGGAUGCCGAUGCGGCACAUCGCCUUUCCUCCACCACGCCCAAUCCGCAAGACGAUGUCGAGGGCAAGGGCAAGGGCAAGGAAAAGGUGCCCAUCCAUCUGAUCCUACCAGGUCCCUCAUUUCUUCUUCCCGAUGCUGAACGCUCCACAGCUUCCCCCUCUCCCGCCACUUCACACAACGGGCCAGCUCAUGUGCAUUCAGGCAUCUUGACGCUUCUCACCGCUUGCAGCGUCACGCUACUCCACGCAAGCAGCGGCAAAAUGAUCGUUCGACUGCCAUGUCUUCCUCGAGCCCAUGCCGCAGCAGCACCAUCCCCAUGCUCGCAUCAAAGCGAGCCAAAGCAGGAGCAGAUGGUCAUGCCUCGAUUCGCAGCUUGGAGUCCUUCCACACUGAUCGGAGCGGAUCACACUUCGAAAGAGAGUCUCGGGCAAGGCGCAACAGCUCUUUACCAGUCCAGAUUGGCAUUGGUGGGCGACGACAAGAUCUUGAGGGUGUAUGCGCUUAUUUUCAACCUCGGUCUCGGUGCGCAGGUGGAUGUGCAGCUCUGCGAGGGGGAAAAUCAUCUGGCGUAUGGUAGAGAAGUGUUGACGAAGCGUUUGCCUAAAAGGGCGGCUGCCGUGGUCUGGGAGAAUGAGAGGGUGCUGGUCGUCGCUGAUAAGCAUGGGGAUGUGAGGAGCUUUGAAAUUCUGCCGCCUUCCGAAGCCGCACGACACUCCUCGUCCAAUGCUAUCCCUGUGCCCGUCUCGGCUGCCCAGUCAGGCCGCAAAGCGGAAGAGGAGGAGGAGGAGGAGGAGGAAGAGCAAGAUGCCAGCAUGAGGCCCAGACUGGGUCACGUGAGCAUGUUGACCUCCAUGCUUCUGGCUCCUCCUUCAGCUCGUCGCGCACUCGGCUCAGGGCUGGUAUCGAGCGGCGCUUCGGCUCCUCCUAGCGCGCCAUACAUCAUCACGGCCGAUAGAGACGAGCAUAUCAGGAUAUCCAGAUGGGGCAAAAAUAGAGCUGCGCAUGUGAUCGAGAGGUACUUGCUCGGGAGCAAAGGGGCGAUCGGAGCGAUGAGCUUCUUGCCAUCGCUGAAUGCGUCUUCUGUACCAAGACGGGGAGAAGGAGGACCUACGGAGGAGCAGGCGGAGGAGGGAGAAGACGACGACGACGACGGAGACUUGGUGCAGAGGUACGGUGCGGCCCCUCUUCUCACGAGCGAAGGAGGACGUUUCAUCUCGCUCUGGCGCUGGAACGAAGAUCCCUCUAGCUCUUUGGACGCUCAGAGAACCCCGCAUAGAACGAUGGCCGAUUUGGGCUCUCGUUUGGAGAGGUAUAUUGCGAUAGACAAGGAGCAGGAGAGAGCGAGGGAGAGCGGAGGCUCACAGCGCGCUACAUCGAUGGGUAGGAAGGCGAAGAAGAGGCAGAGCAAGGCGAUGGGGGAGGUGGAGCUUGAAGGGAGAAAUGGGCAGACCGGCGCGAUCGGAUCGGUACGAGGGGAUGAUAAAGCUUUCGCUACGCAUCCCAUCAUCACUUUUCUCUUGCCAUUCUGGACGAGAGGAUCGUCUGCGACUGGACCGCUUAGCUUGGAGAGGCACGGCGAGGUAAAGGCUUGGAACAGCAAGUCGAACGGCAAGCGCAAAUUGUGGGCCUUGAUACUUCUGGAUGGAUCGACGGCUCUUCACACCGUGCCACUUGGAGAUUUGCUGCGCUCGGAGCAGCAAGGCAAAGUCGUCGACCUUUCCGAACAGGUCAAGACGAUCGAUCUGGGUCGAGUGGUCUUGAGCGCAUCUCCCAUCAACCUCUUCUUAUCCCCUUCGCCUCGGACGCGUGCAACGUCUGUGGCUGAUAAAGAGGAGGCACCCGCCAUCUGGGUCUCCUUGGAUGAUAGGACAGACGCGAUCCAAAAACCUGAAAUCCUCCAGCGCAUUCGAAAGGAGGAGCACGCGGAUGAGCAGAGCGGCGUGUUGAGAUUGCUCACGUGGAAAAGCGACGCUGAACAGUGGGCUGAUCGGUCAAGCAAGGAGAAAGAGGACUUUGAAGGCAAGCAAUUCUUGCAAAGCGUCAAUGCAGCCGAUUCGAGCGUGCGGGAGCAUGCCGACGCCGAGACGCUCUCUUUGCUCUCUUAUCACCAAGCUCUUGUUACCUACGGCAAAUUUGCGGGUGAAGCUACAUCCUCCUCCUCUUCUUUGAGCCUGGACGGCAGCACUGCUGCUUUUGCUGCAGCCUCGUCGGCCGAUACAGGGACGGAUCAUGUCAAGCGAGGGUAUGGACACAGAGACGAUGAUGGGAGGAUGAGCAAGAGGGCUAGAGGAAGAGAAGAAAAUCGCAAGAGGAUAGAGAGAGCUCAUGCGGAUGUGAAUGCAGCAGCAGCAGCUGCUGCUGCGCAAGCCAAUCAGUCUCGCGGUCACAGUGCAGCAGCGGGGAGAUAGCCACCGCUUGCAAAAUUCGUCAAUUGCAUGGGAGUGUGCC
Molecule: messenger RNA, 2626 nt
Organism: Ceraceosorus guamensis
Lineage: Eukaryota; Fungi; Basidiomycota; Exobasidiomycetes; Ceraceosorales; Ceraceosoraceae
Exons: 5
Coding region: 154-2586 (810 amino acids)
Biological process (GO): RNA (guanine-N7)-methylation
Cellular component (GO): cytosol; nucleus; tRNA methyltransferase complex
Molecular function (GO): tRNA (guanine(46)-N7)-methyltransferase activity
Source: RefSeq, a predicted model, not a curated record